CUGGUACCAGCUCCUGGGUGAGUGGGUGUGACCUGUGCAGAGAGAGAGAUGACACAUCGGGAAGUACGUCAUCUUGUCAUCACUGUGACAUUACAAGAAUUGCAGCCAUGGCUUACCUCUUUAUAAACGUGAACCCGUGCACCUUUCAGUCCAGCCUCAGCCUGCUGCGAAGCCGGUCAGCCAUGCGGAUCCUGUACCUGCUGGGCGUGUUGCUCCUCUUGUUCCUGAUGCCCGUUCCAGGUCACAGCGGGAUCAUCAGCGCAGUACAGAGGUACUAUUGCAGAAUACGGGGUGGCCGGUGCGCCAUGCUGGGCUGCCUCCCCAAGGAGGAGCAGAUAGGCCGCUGCUCUCUCCGGGGUCGGAAAUGCUGCCGCAAAAAGAAAUAGGGAUCAGACGUGAGGAGAAUGUUGGGGCGAUCCCUCCUUCAAGUUUAUAAAGCUAAAACCAAAUUAAAAUUUUUUUUCAAAAAUUUA
Molecule: messenger RNA, 473 nt
Organism: Marmota flaviventris (yellow-bellied marmot)
Lineage: Eukaryota; Metazoa; Chordata; Mammalia; Rodentia; Sciuridae
Source: RefSeq, a predicted model, not a curated record